GGAGGAGGAGGAGGAGGAGUACUCUUCCUAGCUACAGUAGCUGUGCGUUGCGACGAGCUUCUGCAUUGUGCAUUGCAUUGCUGCAUCAUCCGAUCCGUUUGGUUUCCCGCUCGCUCCACCUCCUCCUUCCUCGUCGUCUCCUGCCGGCUGCCACUGCCAACAAAGGGCGCGCCACGCACGGCCCGGCCGGUCCCCCCGCACUACGCAGCAGUAUUCCGGAAAGAAACGAGGCGCUGCUCUUGCUGCUGCUGCUGCUCUCUCCCCUCCAUCAUUGCCGCCCGAAACGGCAACCCGCCACCGUCCCACUGCACUGCACUGCACUGCACUCCCCUCCAUCUCCAUCCAUGUGCUCGCCUGCUGCACCACCUCGCUCUCGCUCCUCCACUACCGCCAUUUAAUCCACCUCGCCUAGCUCGCUGCUCCUUGCACACUGCUGGCUGGCUGCCUACCUAGCUACUCCUAGCUCCCUCCUCCAUCAUUAUUCCGGCCUGCAAGCACACUUGCUCUUGCUCGAUCAUUAAUUAGUUCGUCGCUCGAUCGAUCCCUCGCCCUGCACGCAGCAAGCCCCGCCCAUUCUGCUACCUUCUGCCUGCGCAUGCAUCUCCCUCUCUUCCUUCAAUUCAUCAGCAAAGCCUUGCCGCGCGCCGCGUGCGUAACGUACCAGCUGCUAGUAGUGCACUAGUGCUACGCCGCCGCCGGCUCUCUCGUCGUCGUCGUCGUUGACGAUCGUCGUUCGUCCAGUAUAUAUAUAUAUAUACACCAAUUAAUAGGAUCGGAUAAGAAGAAGAAGCUACUAGCUAGAACAGAUAAUGGCGGCGGCGCCGAGGCCCAAGUCGCCGCCUGCCUCGCCGGACCCCUGCGGCCGCCACCGCCUCCAGCUCGCCGUCGACGCGCUCCACCGGGAGAUCAGCUUCCUCGAGGGCGAAAUAAGUUCCAUUGAGGGGGUCCACGCUGCCUCCAGAUGCUGCAAAGAGGUUGAUGAGUUUGUUGGAAGUAAUCCGGAUCCAUUCCUAACGAUUCAGCCAGAGAAAGGAAGCCAUGAUCAAUCUCAGCAGUUUCUGAAGAAGUUCCGAGCAAAGAGCUGCCUGAGCUACUACCUCUCGUGGAUCUGCUGCUGCGGCGGUGGCGGUGGCGGUGGCAGUGGCGGGUGGUGCCCGCCGUCGCUGCAGCUCAAGAGGCCAGCGGCGCCGAGCUGCUCCUGCGCGCCGCGGCUGAGGAAGCUCUGCUGCUGCUGUUGCUGCUGCCGGUGCCGCGUGGUGUACGCCGGCGGCGCCGGCGGCUGCGGGUGCUGCGCGCCGUGCCCGCGCUGCUCGUGCGACUGCACCUGCGCCUGCCCGCGCUGCUGCUCCUGCCCCAGGUGCAGCGCCGCGUGCUGCUGCGCCCCGCGCUGCUGCCUGUGCCUAUGAUGGCCACAUGAGAAAUUUUGUGUGCAUGCUACUACCCGGAGAACCGUGGUUUUGAUGAUGGAUGACUGGCAUUUUGCAGCAUGUUUUUUUUUUGUUUAGUGUCGGCGACACGAGUACUAUUGCUAACUUGCUGUUCUGGUUCGUGCUGCAUGCUGAUUGCUGAAUGGUGUCGAUUCCACAUUUCCACUGUGAGUAGGCCAUGCCCAUGCAGCUCUAGUUUUACGUACAGGACAAAAAUAUAUGCUUAGGUUUCACUAAGAUGGAUUCAGACUUGAAAAGAUUUUGCCAAGGGUUCCAGGUGCACCGUAGUACCGUACCACUUUGCCAAGGUGGUCACUCUUUACUUUCACACACUUUGCAAAAAAAAAAAAAGGUUGAUGUAGUAGCUUGAAACCCCGUGAUACCUCCAACUGAGCCAACACAUUGUUACAGUACUGCUUAAGAGAGACGCAGCACGAAAAAUUCUUACAAAAAUUAGAAACAUUAGACUUUAAA
This is a messenger RNA of Sorghum bicolor (sorghum), 1901 nucleotides long. Its product is annotated as guanine nucleotide-binding protein subunit gamma 3. NCBI's taxonomy places the organism in Eukaryota, Viridiplantae, Streptophyta, Magnoliopsida, Poales, Poaceae. The coding region runs from base 810 to 1406 and encodes 198 amino acids. The transcript has 5 exons. The record is from RefSeq and is a predicted model, not a curated record.